GUAACAAUAGAUCAAAGGCAUUUAGCAAACUUGUCUGGGUAUAUUUCGGGAAAUAACAAUAGAUUGAAGGCAUUUAGCGAACUUGUAACAGAACUUGUCAUUCAAAUGGUUAGGCAUAUUUUGGGAA
Molecule: messenger RNA, 127 nt
Organism: Racocetra persica
Lineage: Eukaryota; Fungi; Glomeromycota; Glomeromycetes; Diversisporales; Gigasporaceae
Source: the annotation of a GenBank genome assembly